Molecule: messenger RNA, 3032 nt
Organism: Pararge aegeria (speckled wood butterfly)
Lineage: Eukaryota; Metazoa; Arthropoda; Insecta; Lepidoptera; Nymphalidae
Gene: yata
Product: N-terminal kinase-like protein
Exons: 13
Coding region: 231-2669 (812 amino acids)
Biological process (GO): protein phosphorylation
Molecular function (GO): ATP binding; protein kinase activity
Source: RefSeq, a predicted model, not a curated record
CGUAUUUUUAAAGUAAAAUAUAUUUAAAAUCGUAAUAAAUUAGUAAUAAUGUAUUUAAUUUUCACUCUCUAAUUGUCCUACUAAGUGUAUACUUUUAAUAAAACGAUAUACAAGAUUUAAGAGUUUUUGUAUUAUGGAAAUUCAAGUAAAUACGUGUACCAUUGUGCAUUGUGAAGAAAAUGAUUUGUAAAUAGAAUAGUGUGUACUGUAGAUAGCGAAACGUAUCCAAUAUGUGGUCUUUUUUCUCACGGGAUCCUACUAAGGACUUUCCUUACGAGGUAGGGGACCCGGUGCUAGGGUUGGAAGACAGGAGUGUAUGGACAUUGCACAAAGGCAAGAAAAGGGGUACGCAAGAUGAGGUGUCCAUAUUCUUGUUUGACGUGACCAAAAAUUCGGAGACCUUAUUCGAUAUAGCUAAAGCCUCGUUGAAGAAACUAAAGACUAUGAGACACCCAAGCCUUUUACAUUAUUUAGAUAGCUGUGAAACUGAGAAAUUUUUAUAUGUAGCCACUGAGUAUGUAGAGCCUUUAGCGAUACACAUAGAGAAUAUGACGUUGGAGGGACAGCAGAGGGAUUUGUUCCUUGCAUGGGGAAUUUUCCAAAUCACUAGGGCGCUAUCUUUCUUUAACAAUGAUGGUAAUGUAAAACAUAACAAUGUGUGCCUAUACUCCGUUUUUGUAACGCUAGCCGGGGAAUGGAGACUCGGUGGCUUUGAGUUCCUCACAGCACACGGGCAAGACAACAGUAAUCCCUUACCUAUCAAGAUAUUACCUGCGCUUGAAAUAUAUGAUCCGCCUGAAAAGAAAGAUCCUAGUAAAUUGAAGUCUGUUACAAAAUGUUCAUCAGACAUGUGGGGGCUGGGCUGCCUGAUCUGGGAGGCAUUCAAUGGUCCCCUGUCCACCCAGCCCGCUCUGAAAACGGUAGACAACAUUCCUAAACAGCUGUGCACGCUUUACUGUGAACUAGUAAGCGCUAACCCUGCGUCUAGACCAAACCCUGCUGAUAUUAUUACAAGAUGUCGAAAACUGGGCGGCUAUUUCAAGAACGAUCUCAUAGACACGAUGCUGUUCCUGGAAGAGAUCCAGAUAAAGGAUAAGAUGGAGAAAGCUAAGUUUUUCUCCACACUCAGCGGCUAUCUGGACAACUUCCCCGAGGCGGUGUGCGUUCACAAGAUCCUGCCUCAGUUGCUCACUGCAUUCCACUAUGGAGACGCCGGGUCGGCUGUCUUAGCACCUAUGUUUAAGUUAGGUAAACUGUUGGACGAGGAAGACUACCAGAGGCAGAUAGUGCCAUGCGUGGUGAAGCUGUUCGUGUCCAACGACCGCACCACCCGGUCGCGCCUGCUCCAGCAACUGGACCAGUUCAUCCACCACCUGCAGAACUCCACUGUGAACGACCAAAUAUUCCCGCAAGUGGUGCACGGUUUCAUGGACACAAACGCGAUCAUCAGAGAGCAGACAGUCAAGUCGAUUAUACACUUAGCACCCAAGCUCAAUUAUAACAAUAUAAACGUGGAGGUACUGAAACAUUUCGCCCGGCUGCAGUCCAAGGACGACCAAGGUGGUAUCAGAACAAACACCACGGUCUGUCUAGGCAAGAUAGCGGCCCACUUGCACCCGCAGAUACGACAAAAGGUGCUUGUAUCGGCGUUCGUCCGCGCGACCCGCGACGCGUUCCCACCGGCCAGGCAAGCCGGCGUGCUGGCUUUAGCCGCUACGCAACAAUACUUCCUCCUAGCCGAGGUGGCCAACAGGGUGCUGCCGGCACUGUGCCCAUUAACCGCGGACCCGGAGAAACAGGUUCGAGAUGCAGCCUUUAGAACGAUAAAAGGAUUUCUCGGAAAACUAGAAAAAGUGUCAGAGGAUCCCAGCCUUAAAGAAGGAAUGGAGGCGGACGUCCACACGGCGACGCCGUCUCUCAGCAACGCCGCCGCGACUUGGGCCGGUUGGGCGGUGACGGCGGUCACUGCCAAGUUCUACCGCUCGCAUUCCGACACCGCAAGGGUCCAGCACGCGUCCAAGUCUGUGCUGUCCAAGCCUGGCUCACUGGAACAACCGUCGUCGAGCAGUAUGUCCACGACGACGUCGUCAGUCACGUCGAUGACGUCACUGGAGCACAGCGAGUCCGCGUCGGACUACGACCCGGAGCAUUGGGACAUGACGGCGUGGGGGGAGAUCGAUUCCAGCGCUGGUACAACCGGCGCCAGUGCGAAGUCUCCCGGCAGCAGUGGCAGUGCUCACGCCACUUCCGGCCUAGCGGCACUAUGCGAAGACGACUGGGACAACGAGGAGUGGGGCACGUUGCAAGAACAGCCGUCAGCGGAAGCGGAGCUGGCGAGCCCGUCGGAAACGUGGAACAACUCGUCGUGGUCGGAGCACAACGUGAACAACGCCAACGCGACCAUGGUUCGAGGUUCCGCGCGUGUGGACCACCGGCCCGCACCGCACCAGAACAGCAACGACUCGCUGGGCGGUUGGGAAGACGGCGAGUUCGAGCCCAUAGAGGAGAACGUCGACGAAAACAACGCAUCCAAAAUGGACGAAAUGCGUCGCAAGCGUGAAGAGAGAAAGCUUCAGCGUCAGAGAGAGAUGGAAGCGAGACGCAGUGCACGAGGCCAAGGGCCCAUGAAGCUUGGCACCAAGAUCGCCGCGCCGCCACCUCCCUUCUAACUUCUAAGCUUAAAACCCUCUCGUGUUUGUACACCCCCCUUUAGGGUCUUUGGACCCUUGGGUCAGUGCCUUUAGAGCGGUUACGCACUGCAUCCGAUCCCAAUCCAUGAAAAACCCCACUAAUACUAAAAUCGUGAAAUUUCGUGAGCAUGUUCGAACGUUUGUUACUCUUAAACGCAAAAACUAAACUACUGACCGAAAGGAAUCAAGACCGAUUGCUAAAAAUACGCAUAAGUAUAUGCGUUUAAGUACGCGUACGCAUAAGUCUAUUUCGGAAAGUAUUUCCACGGAUUCGGAUCGAAUGCAGUGCGUAAUCGCUCUUAGUGUAAGUUUUCGAUUAAACAAACGUCAACGUCAGCGAAA